UUGUAAUAAUUCCGGGGUGUCUUCUCUUCCAAUUCAUACCAUCUCUUACCUCACGAUGGGUUUACUGAGCAAUCCAUCAGAUAAGCAACUUUCUCCAUUAGUGCUAAAAUUUAUCGCAAAGCAAAAGGCGCUAUCUUUCUUGCUUUAUGUAGGAAGUAUAGUUUGGCUUGCGUGUCUUGCCUAUCGUCAGUUUAAUGCCGGAACUUACUUCUCGGAAAACGCUUUGUUACCUGGUCUUGUACAUUCAAAUUUCAAAGAAGAUUUUCUUGCCCGCCAGUAUUUAGCUGCUUUGAAAGGAGAAGCAGAAAGAUAUCCUAAUGGUAUGCCUCAUGCAUUCAUUGCUGCCCAGUUCAAACAGCUUGGAUUAGAUACUUACACCCACAACUUCUCUGUUACAUAUCCAUUAGAUCAAAAUGAGAUCUAUUCAGGUAAAAAUGUUUAUGGAAUUUUAAGAGCCUCGAGAGGCGCUAGUACAGAAUGCCUCGUCAUGUCAGUUCCAUACCGACCUCCCAACUCAGUGUUAACUGGAACUAAUGCUGGAAUUGCUAUUAUGCUUUCCCUGGCGGCUUCGUUCCGAGCUGCAUCGUACUGGGCACGAGAUAUAAUAUUUCUUGUUACCGAACAUGAGCAACUUGGGGUGGAAGCAUGGCUAGAAGCGUACCAUUAUACGUCUUCCAGCUCCAAUGCAAUCCAUUUCGGACAGCUCGAUGCCCGUGCUGGCGCGAUACAAGCAGCAAUUAAUCUGGAGUUGCCCUAUGAAAAAAUAUCUCAUAUUGAUGUGCGAAUGGAAGGUCUUAAUGGGCAACUGCCAAAUUUAGAUCUCGUGAACCUUGUCCACAGAUUGUUCCAACAAGAAAGAUUUACCACUACGUUGAAAGAGAAAGAGGACCAUCCCGACCCUUUUAGUAUGGAGGGUUGGAUAUAUUCUGCUUCGUCGUUAUUGUCACUGAUGGUCUCUCAAGCCACUGGAGUACCCACAGGAAACCACGGACUCUUCCACAGGUUUGGAAUCGAAGCCUUGACAGUUGCAGCGUCUUACAAGAAAGGAUGGCAUGGAUCGAAUUUUCUCUUUAUUGGAAGAGCAAUUGAAGGCAUUAUGAGGAGUCUGAACAACCUACAAGAGCGAUUUCACCAAUCAUUCUUCUUCUAUUUAUUACCUGCUACGAACCGCUACAUUUCUAUUGGUGUAUACAUGCCGCCAUUUGGUCUUAUGAUUGGUGCAAUGUUGCUGCAAGCCGUUGCACUUUAUAUUUCUCGAAAAGAAAAACCGAACGAAAAUGAAAGUUGGAACUUCCUCAAUCUAGGAUCAUUUCUUUUAUACAGCACAAUCUGUGGACUGAUUUUUCACUCUGCCCCUGAGAAGCUUACCGGAUUUAAUCGGUAUAUGGCAUUAGGGCUUAGUACUGAAGACGUUGUUUUUGGAGGAUUUUGUAUACUUAGCAUAGUUCAUUGCAUGCUAACUUCAACGUUUGGUACAAGGACACUGUGUACUCAACGUUUGUCGGCCAAAUGUGUGCAGUGCGCUAUUCUUUUACUGACAUCCACGUUGAUGUAUGCAGUUGCAAUGGGUAAUGUUUCCCUUGCCGUUCUCACCUGCUUAGUAAUCAGCCCGGUUUUUUCAAUCGCAAAGGCAGUUUCCCAAAGGUUUUUUCAGUAUUGUCGCCGUCUUCUACUAAUUUUAGUACACCCACUUUGUUUGCUAUUUAUCGCAACAUUUAUCGACACAUACAGAGUAUUUCCGGAAGAAAUUAAUCAACCAUGGAAACUUUUGGGGAAAACGCAUAGUGCUGCUCAGCGUGCCCUGGUUUACGCAGUAACUGAUGGAAUGUUUUACGGAAACUGGCUUUUUUUGGCUGGAACAACUCUUUAUCUGCCGCUGUGGUCCCUGGCAUGGGCGAACAUGAGUAAUUCGUCAAAUUAAAUUUCAAAUUUUUAGAAUAUCCCUUUACAUUGUUGUACUAGCUAUUGCCAAUUACAUGGUUUCCUCUUUUUGGAACAU
This is a messenger RNA of Daphnia carinata, 1999 nucleotides long. RefSeq names its product glycosylphosphatidylinositol anchor attachment 1 protein-like (gene GAA1). Gene Ontology annotation, cellular component: membrane; GPI-anchor transamidase complex. Gene Ontology annotation, biological process: attachment of GPI anchor to protein. The record is from RefSeq and is a predicted model, not a curated record. NCBI's taxonomy places the organism in Eukaryota, Metazoa, Arthropoda, Branchiopoda, Diplostraca, Daphniidae. The transcript is spliced from 12 exons. Bases 56 to 1921 code for a protein of 621 amino acids.